Betta splendens (Siamese fighting fish) is the source of this 2387-nucleotide messenger RNA. RefSeq names its product pleckstrin homology domain-containing family S member 1-like. Bases 241 to 1488 code for a protein of 415 amino acids. The record is from RefSeq and is a predicted model, not a curated record. The transcript is spliced from 17 exons. NCBI's taxonomy places the organism in Eukaryota, Metazoa, Chordata, Actinopteri, Anabantiformes, Osphronemidae.
AUUCCAGUUGUCGUUAUAAAUAUUUUGCCGCUUACUGAAAGAAGGUGGACUUCCUCCUACAGCCACACAUUCAGUGCAACGUUGAGGAGAGCGGAGCUGCUCCACAGAGUCACCCGUCUAUUUUUAGACCCUCCAUUGUUGAUCUCUAAGGUCAACUAUUUCCCCACAGAUAUUUCAACAACAUCUGAAGACGCAGAAGCUGACAGAUUGCUGUUAUUUUACCGUAGGUGUGGUGCCACAAUGCAGAAGAGCUCAAAGAACGCAGUAGUAUUCUACAAACUAGCUGGAGCCGAGACGGAGAUAAGAUCGGGGUAUCUGUUCAAGUCUCCUCCCUCCAAAAGGAUGAAGGCAGAGAAAUCAUGGAAGAAACGUUUCUUCGUCCUGUUCAAAAUCAAUGACCACCAGCAUGAACUGAAGUACUUCAGGAGUGCAGACGACAGGGACAAGGCGUAUGGAGAGAUAGACUUGUCACAGGUCUCGGUGAUGUACGUGAGUCCUCAGCAUCAUCCUAAAUGGGGUUUGGUCCAGAAGAGCUUCAAGUGCUCCCCAAACUGUGUGCUCUACAUCGGGACCAUAGAACGAGACUACUUCCUGGUUGGGGACACCAGUGAUGAGAUAGAUGCCUGGUUCUCUGACCUGUUUGACGCGCAGCUAUCCCGGCCGCAUACAAUGCACAAUGUAGAGGAACUGUCCAAUGGACAGGAAGUAAUUGAGGUCAUCACGAAGCCACUUCAUAAAAAAAAGACUUCGGCGCCUCAGAAGCCACUGCGUAAGAUACGCUCCAUCUCGGACCCAUGCACGAAUGCUGAGGAAGGCGUCCGAGUACCAAAGAAUGAAGCCAUUUACAGAAGACGCGCAUCGGAGCCUGUGAAUCCAAUCUACGACUAUCCAAGACCUUUGUUAACAAAAUCACUGACGAUUGAGGAAAAUGGGCCAAACGAUGAGUCGAUAUAUGAGACAAUGUCGGAAAUUAGAAGCAAACAGCUGGAACACGCAGGGGAGGAGCUGACCAACGGCACCCUGACGAGGAUCACCCCGGCCUUUGAUAAAGCCAAAAGCCAAGUCUCCCAGAUGCCCACGUGUGCGGAGGAAACGGAAGACAGGGAAGAGAAAAACGCUUCAGACUACAGCAGCAGCUCCAGCGAGAUCAGCUCCUUCUCAAAUGAGAAUCUGAGCUCCAUCGACAGCCCUGACCCUUACGCCUCCGAGGAGAGAAAUAUUAAGGUGAAGGUGACGGAUCUGAAACGGCACCUGGUGCUGAAAGAUGUGAACCGGAAACUAAGUGUGAGCGGCUGGCUCUCCCUAAAGUCAGUCAAUCUGUUCUACAAGGGCGAUGAAAUCUUGGGCGUGAAUGAUUUGAGAGUGAGCACCGAGGACGAGUUCAACAUGUUCAUCAACAAGUCCCUGAAGAGCGAGGUCAAGGUGAACGUCCGCCGUCCGGCUGUGCGCCCAUCGCCGCUGUCUCCAUCCAGUCCCUGCAGUGACUGAACCCUGACCGGGGCCUCGAACACCUGCCAGCGUGUCCAAAAGGAUGUGAUGCGUAAACAGUGACGAGCACAUUUACCAUCAGGGGAUCGCGCUGCGUUCACUGUAGCUACAAUGUCAGUUCUUGUCAAUUGUCCGUAACAGGAAACGAGAGCGCUUCGUCUUACAGAAAUAUUUUUCCUCAUGCCACAUGUCUGAUGCCAAAACAAAGGCUCUCGCUACACAAGUAAAGAGCAUGACAUCAAAACCAAAGCAUGCGAAUCAGUCGAACCAAGAACGAGUUGGAUGCUCAUAAUGUGACUCCUGUAAUGCACAGGAAGCAACAUUAUUUAUUAUUUUAUAGCUAGUGUACAGUUUAAAGCCUAUUUAAAUGGAAAGGUACAUUUUCUCUUCUCUGAGCAGUUUCAUAUUAAGUUGUGUUUAUAUUAACUUGAUUUCUGCUGGUUUAUCUUGAUGCUGCGACAGCCUGUUUCGGCCGCACUUCUGGGAGAGACUUUCAAAUUAAUAUGCAGACAGAAUGGUGUUGUGCUUUAGGCCACGUUUCACCUAUUUCUGUCUAAUUUGAAAAAGACUCAGCUGCUCACAAAACUGAGAAUGAUAUGCUGAAACGCAGUAGAAAAUAAUUUUAAUGCUUUCUACGCGGAGCAUCGUGACCGGCGCCGCUCCCGGGUCACUGGGGGCACGUCCUGGUGGCCUAAUGUGCCGCACAAUCAUCCGGGUUUGAUUCUAAUAGAGACGUUGAACAGGCGAGGUGUAAAUGUGAUGUUCAAGCUGCUAAAUUGUAAAUACAUUCUGUGAUAAAUGAUGAUUUUAUUUAAGAGGGUGAAGCAGCUGCAGGUUGCUCGUCAAGAUAGUGAAUCUGAAUUAUUUGUGAAAUGAGAAUAAAUAUUGUAAUUUUUGGA